Messenger RNA from Pseudocercospora fijiensis CIRAD86, 3537 nucleotides. RefSeq lists its product as uncharacterized. The record is from RefSeq and is a predicted model, not a curated record. Bases 1 to 3537 code for a protein of 1178 amino acids. The transcript is spliced from 18 exons. NCBI's taxonomy places the organism in Eukaryota, Fungi, Ascomycota, Dothideomycetes, Mycosphaerellales, Mycosphaerellaceae.
AUGAGAAGGCGUGAAGCAAGCCAGUGUCUUGGUGUAGGCGAUGGUGCUGUCAACAAUGCGGCCAUCGGUCCUGUCGAGUUCGGGCACGACGUCUUGUUUGACGAUAGUUCCUGGUGCGGGGUUUCGGGCGAAAAGCAAGAAGUAUAUGGCGAGAAAGAUGUCGUGGCUGGAGGUGGAGGUGGAGGAGGUGGAGGUGGUGGAGGUGGUGGAGGUGGCCCUCGAGGUCUGCGCUUUGGUGGCAUGGUCGUGGGCGUGGGCGUGGGCGUGGGCGUGGGCGUGGGCGUGGGCGUGGGCGUGGGCGUGGGCGUGGGCAGAGAGAAGCAGUAUUUGUGUCUCGUUGAGCUUCGCGUGGAUCGUGUCUUGGUCUCAGUCGCGCUGCGACAGACACAAUGUGACGCACUCACCAGCCAACUGGACGGCAAUAUCAGCUUCCCCUUUCCACGUGCACCUGUAAAGAAGAAGCAGCUUCGUAUUGUAUGCACAUCGUCCUUCAUGUAUAGCGGCAUCGUCUUCCCCUCCCCCACACUCUUGGCAGCAGUUGCACCUCCUAUCAUGAACAUCUCUGCCGCUGACCGCGCCAUCUUCAACGCCUUCAGCACAUGGUGGACCGAAUUCUACGACCUGCUCCUCGCCUGCGACGCCGAUGCCCAUCACUUCGCCAUUGUCACCACCACCAGUAUCGCCACUCAUGAUGAUGCCGUGACCCAGGUCCACGCGUGGCAUCGCGAACACGAACCUCCGCCCGCCGACACCGCCAGCGAGCUCUUUCUCGCCCGCCGUGUACCCGACAUUCCACCACACACCAUCGCAUCCAACACCAUCUAUCUCUCCGCCCGCGCAGCAAUCGCAGCCAUCCUCCACAACAAUAUCGACAACUGGCGCCUUCGAUGGUCGAGGACCGAACAUGCCUGGCAAUUCGACAUCCAGGUCUAUGAAUCACAGAACCUCCUCCAAAAGUCCUUUGACAAAUGGUAUCCCCACGCCCUGCAAGACCCAAUGCGCGUGAAAAGAGCUGUAGAGGACAUGGAGGCCGAAUACAGACGCAAGUUGGAGCAAAGGCGCGCGCUGCUUCGAGCCAAGAUUGAAAGCACAGUAGCUCGCUGGGAAGAGUCUGUCCAUCGCCAAACAUCUGUCGCGCAUGAGACUGCGGACGACGAGCACAUCGCGCUCCAGACCCAAGCAAAGCCGGUACACCAUCGCCAGAUGUCUGUCGCGAAUCCCACUUCGGCCGCGCCCCAUACUCAAGCACAGCCGGUCAACGAUCGCGAGACAUCUAUCGCCAACCCGAAUCAGGCAGCGCACCAGACUCCAGCAAAGUCGGUCGACAAUCGCACCAUAUCUAUCGCCAAUUCCACUCCCACUCAGUCGGUUGACAAUCACCCAGCAGCCGCCACCACAGACCAUCAGCGCAUGGCUCUGGGAAGCUUUCGAGUCUCUCAUCCCGCCCCCAGCGACCACUGCUGUACCACCACAGACUAUCAGCGCAUCGCUUUGGGAAGCUUUCGAGUCACUCACCUUGCGCCCAGCGAUCACCUGCGCAACAACAAGCUCUACACGAGAGCGAGUCUCCAAGAGGCUGACACCGAAAACAAGAAAGACUCGAGCGCAGGCAGGCAGGUCAUGGACGAAAAGGUGGGUGGAGAAGCGCCACGAUCAAUCAACACACUUCGAGACAACAGCUCGGCAGGCCACACGGAUGAUUUGAAGCAUUCUACACGCGCUCUUGACGACAAGUCGGAGCAGAGCUUUGGCGGGAGGGAUGGACAGGACGGAUCGAUUCGACAUCUGGCAAGUUGGCAGCUGAAGAGAUGGAAGUGUGGAACUUGCAAGGCUGAUGAUCAGCAGGAGCCGGAGCUGGCCAUAGCGGGAGGGGUGUGCAAAACAAAUCGGCAUCUGGCGGGUUGGCAGCUGAAGAGAUGGAAGUGGACUUUGCAAGGCUCGUGGAUGAUCAGUAGGAGCUGGAGCUGGUUAUGGGGCGAUGAUCAAGGCCCACUCAUUGUUGGGCAAUCCGUGAAACGCUUCAUUUCCCUGGCGCACCGUUCCCUCAAACCCCCCGACAAACCCAAAGAAGGUAUGGCACUGGUGACUUUCAAAUGGAGCUCUCUCGAGAAGCCGUCUUUGAGAAACCUGAUGGGUAGGAAGUACGAUGAGAAUCUCAACGACAAAAUGAGCCCCGAGGCCUUUCCUUCGGCAAACCAGGCCAACAAGAAAGGCGCCGCUGGAGAAUCAUCCGCGCGCUUUUCGCGGCUUUUCUAUCCACUCCUCCUCAUCUCUGAGGAUCUUCUCCAUGACUGGCGCAUACUCGUGAAGUUCAAGUUCACAAGCCGCCGCGGACAUCCUCAGCAUACCAAUGCUGAGCUUGCCGUAUAUCCCAUCCCACCCACACCGUUCCUGGGCAUCAUGUUGGGAAAAAUCGAGGACCCAAGGUCAACAAGAAAGACAUCGCUCGAGGUUCACCAGCGCGCCUUUUCGCGGCUUUUCCGCCCACUUUUCUUUAUCUCCCACAGUCUCCAGCAUGGAGCUCUUCUUCAUGACUGGGCGCAUCGCCACACUUCGAGAAGUUCACAAACCGCCACGGACAUCCCUCACUAUACUAUGGCUGUGCUUCCCACGCCGUUUGUAGGCACCAUAUUGGACAAAUCGAAGGCGCACAAGGUCAACAAGAAAGACGUCGCUCGCCCUUUACCCGCGCGCCUCUCGCGGCUUUCUAUCCACUCCUCUUCGUCUCCUAUAGCUGGAAAUCCAGCUCUUCCUGACUGGUGCAUCACAUCAUUACCCUUGGUGAAGUUCACAACCCGCUACGGACAUCCCCAACCACACCGCAUCGUGUUGGUGUCCGAGUGUGAAUUUCACAACCCGCCACGAACAUUUUUCACUACAUCAGUGCUGACCGUGUCUCCUAUCCCACCUGCACCGUUGCUGGUGUCCACCAUGUAUGGUACUGAGGUGCUCAACUCGCCGUUCGAGAUGCUAUCAGGCCCCAGGAGAGAGCGUCCUGUUCAAAUCCUGGAGAUUGCAACCAAGACAAUGGGCAACACUGGCAAGGCACGAACAGCUAAGAAGACUUCAACCAAGACAGAGGCGAACACUAGCAAGGCAAUCCUCCCACUCACAUCGCUACUGGUGUCCGCCAUGUUACCGAGGUGCUCAGUGAGCUCUUUUCCUCAUUCAUCAGUUUGGUACGGAGAGAGCGUCGUGUUUUCAUAUUCACGAGAGCGGGCCAACACUGGCAAGAUACCGCCAAUCAAAAAGACUGCAAACAAGAAGACUGCGCCUAUGACAAAGGCUAGCAGCAACCAAGAAGACUGCAACAAUGACAAAGGCCAACGCUUGCAAGGGAUCGGAAGCCUAGAAGACUGCAAGCAAGACAAAGUCCAACAUGGCAAGGCACCGGUAGCCAAGAAGAUCGCAACCAAAAGCCAGCGAAAAACACCUGCUGCUACCCUACCUACACUGCCAAGGCAAGGCACGAAAGACACCUGCUGCCGCCCAAAAUGUCGGGCAGAAGGCACCGGCAACGAAGAAGACUGCGACUAA